This is a messenger RNA of Aspergillus mulundensis, 564 nucleotides long. It is a transcript of the gene rhbA, whose product is annotated as Rheb family small GTPase rhbA. Gene Ontology annotation, biological process: small GTPase-mediated signal transduction. Gene Ontology annotation, molecular function: GDP binding; GTP binding; GTPase activity. The coding region runs from base 1 to 564 and encodes 187 amino acids. The transcript has 4 exons. Gene Ontology annotation, cellular component: plasma membrane. NCBI's taxonomy places the organism in Eukaryota, Fungi, Ascomycota, Eurotiomycetes, Eurotiales, Aspergillaceae. The record is from RefSeq and is a predicted model, not a curated record.
AUGCCCAGUGCGCCAAAGCAACGAAAGAUAGCUAUUGUCGGCAGUCGCUCCGUAGGUAAAUCUUCACUUACGGUUCGGUUUGUUGAACAUCAUUUCGUGGAGAGCUAUUACCCAACGAUCGAGAACACCUUUAGUCGAAUCAUUAAAUACAACGGCCAGGAUUAUGCAACAGAGAUAGUUGAUACAGCUGGACAAGAUGAAUACAGCAUAUUGAACUCCAAACACUUUAUCGGAAUUCAUGGAUAUAUAAUUGCUUACUCCGUGGCGUCCCGCCAGUCUUUCGAUAUGGUAAGGGUCAUCAGAGACAAGAUAUUAAAUCAUCUAGGGGCGGAUUAUGUUCCCCUCGUCGUGGUGGGAAAUAAGAGUGACCUCAAACCUGAGCAACGCCAAGUAUCCCUAGACGAAGGCCGGCAACUAGGGGAAGAGUUUCGCUGUGCAUUUACAGAAGCCAGCGCUCGUCUUGAUUACAACGUCGCAAAGGCUUUUGAGUUGAUGAUUGGGGAAAUUGAGAGAUCUCAAAAUCCAUCUCAACCAACUGGGGGAAAUAAGUGCACCCUGAUGUAA